Molecule: messenger RNA, 2479 nt
Organism: Effrenium voratum
Lineage: Eukaryota; Dinophyceae; Suessiales; Symbiodiniaceae
Source: the annotation of a GenBank genome assembly
GUUCGUUUCUGGCGGUUCUGAGAUGGAAGAAAUCAGCCGCUCCAGGCAGAAAGAGCCCAGCCCUUCUGACUCGGAUCUGCAGUCAGACUGACUGCUCCAUGCCGCGCGAGCCACCGCCGGAGCUGCAGCCGGGGGAAGAUGUGGAGCCCAUCCAGUGCUCAGGCCGGGAGCUGGCCAAAGAGUUGGAGGCCGUGCGAACUCAGCUCGCCGAGCCGAAGGACUGGACGGUGCGCCUGAAGGCGCUGCGCAGGCUGCAGGGCCUGUUGCUGGGGCAGCCCAAAGGCGCUUCGGCUGCGAAAGAGCUGCACCACGCGCCGCUGCACCACGCGCUGCUCAGCCAGGCUCAAGAUCUGCGCUCGGCUUUGGUGCGGGAGGCGUGCAUUGCGGUGCAGCUGAUGGCCUCUCUGCUCGGCGAGGCCUGCGAGAGCCUGGCAGUGCCUGCAUUGGGGGUUCUACUGCGCAGCACCUCUGUAACGAUUCUGAUCAUCGCUGAAAGCUGCUACCUUUGCGCGUGCAGCAUCGUCCGGGAGUGCCGCACAGCGCGCGUCCUGCAGGCGCUGCUGGAGCAGUUGAAGGCCAAGAGCGGGCAGCAGCGCAGCCGCGGCUUCGGGGUACUGCAGCUGGCCCUCGCCAGCUUCGCCCUGCCCAUUUUGGAGCGGCAGGCGGAUGCACUGCAGGGCGCCAUCCGCGAGGGCAUGGAGGACGCGCGGGACGACGUGCGCGCGCUGGCGCGGCGCUGCUUCUGGGCCUUCGCGCAGAAGUUUGAGGAGCGCGGCCGGCGAUUCCUGGCGCGGCUCUCAGCGCAGAAGCAACGGCAGCUCAGGGCGGAUCAGCCGGAGUUGGAGACAGGCUCCACAACCUGUCCCAGCCCCUGUCCUUCGACUGGCACGGGUAGUGAGCGGAGCCGGGAGCGCGAGCGUGCGCUGAGCCAGCCGCGACAGGCACAUGAGAGGCCGGCGCCUCGUCUCCGUUCCGCCUCCGCCAAGUCCCUGAAAUCGGCGCCGGCGCCGGCGGCCUCGGCGACGCCUGCGUCGCCCGCGUCGCCGGCGUCGGCGUCGGCGGGCUUGGCGCCGGCGGCGGCUUCGGCGGCGGCGCGGCGCUUGAAGCAAGAGCCGGCGCCGACACCUGCGCAGGUGCGAUCCCCCAGCCCGGUGAGGGAACGCAUGUCUCCGCUGCCGGAGGCGGAGGAUCCGCCCGAAGCCGACGACUUCAGCGACUUCUGGGCCUGCCUCCGAGCCACAAAGCCGGCGCCCGCCUUCGCGCUGAAGCGGUCCCUCGCGUCGCGGCCGGAGCACUUGCAGGAGACGCUGAGUCUUCUGGGCUCUGUCCUCGCGGGGGACCGCGUCUCGGAGGACGGCUCAGAGCUGGUGCCGGAGGAAGCUCUGCGGGUCCAGGCGCUCUCUCUGCUCGAGGCUUUGGCAUCCUCGCCUUUGCGCCCGCAGAUGGUCGGCAGCAUGGGCGUCCUGCUGCGGGACCUGCUGCGAGGCAGUGGCUGGUCAUCUUCAACUCCGUUGGCCCGUGGCCGGGUGCGCACCACGCUGAAAGUGCUGCAGGGCAUGGACGGCGCCGCCUUCCGCGCGGCGGCUGGGGACUUGCAUCCAGCGCAGUUCCAAGUUCUCUCGGCGAUGCUGCCAGAGAUGCAGCCCAAAGCCAAGGCAUCCGGAGCGAUGCAGGAUUUGGCAGCGCAGGCGCUGUGCGAUUGGGAGAAGCAAGGCAGCCGGGUCUUGUUCGUGGUGCUCAAUGCCCUCACGCCAGAGGCGCUGGAGGAGACCCGAACUGCAGCCAUGGCGUGCCUCCAGGACCUGCUCCAACACCCUGGCUGCGCCGACUUUGCGGAGGUCUUGGCCUCCAAGCUCUUCGACUGCCUGCGCUCGGACCGCAAGGUGCUCCGCUUGCUGGAGCGCCUGCUGGCCAACAUCGAGCCUCUCCGUAGCCUGGAGAUCCUAUUGCCGGUGGUCGCCGAAAUGGAGCCGGCUGCGAUCCUGUUGUCGCAAUGUCUUCAGCGCUUGACACCGAGGCAAGCGAUGCAGCACCUGGAUCUGAUCCUGCCCUCGGUGGCCAACGCCUGUGCCAGCGAGAACGCUGAGACACGUAAGGCCGCAAUCUUCUGCCUUGUAGACCUCUACUUGUCGGUGGGAGAGGAGGCCAUGGAGUGCUUUCACCGGGAGCUCUCGCCCAGCCAGCUGACGCUGGUGACCAUGUACGCCCAGCGGCGGCAAUGCGGCAGCUGCGCGUCGCAAGAAAGCUGCCGUGAGGACUUGAGGAUCGCAACCUGCUGAAACGGAGCUUUCACCGCAGCUCCAAAUCAGCUUUGGUCCAAAUCCAUGCGAGAAGGAGGUUUUCAAUCAGCUUGCAGCAUUCCAAGCCGCAAGUUGAUGCGUCGCGUGGAAUAAUUCGGGUGAAGCGGGCAAGCUUAGCUAUUCCAAAUUACUCUGCAACCUUGUCAAUGCACCCAAAGAAGCCUUGGGCUGAACCAACC